This is a messenger RNA of Frieseomelitta varia, 1775 nucleotides long. RefSeq lists its product as uncharacterized. The record is from RefSeq and is a predicted model, not a curated record. Bases 529 to 1515 code for a protein of 328 amino acids. Lineage: Eukaryota; Metazoa; Arthropoda; Insecta; Hymenoptera; Apidae. The transcript has 2 exons.
AAAUAUAAUAUUUCUAAUACAGAGAUAGUGAAUACGUUAAAAUUUGAACUGCCGACGGAUUCACUUUCAUUGUAUCCUUUUCCGGUACAAAAUUGAACAAUCGAGCACCAUAUAUUUCGAACAAAUUGAUUCACGCGUGUAACCCUAUCGUAAGUUUACUGGAUGGAAUACGUUGCCACCGAAUCACCCACAUGUCAUUCAAUAUGAAAGCGGCAUGAAACAAGUGUCCAUCUUAAUCCUGACGAUCAAGCUUUUGCGAGUGUUUAUUCGGUGCUCGACCUCUGUAACGACAUUGUGUCACUUUUCUCUCCGUUUCUGUCAUGUACAUAAAUUCACUAUCGUUAAGUUCAUUAUCGUCGUUUUCAUUUUGUUGCUAAACUCGUGAAGCUUGAGAAAAUUAAAAAGGAAUUCCGUCGCAGUGAACGAUUUAUAAAAAGUGGGUUGGAGACAAAAGAGAUUUAAGCGACGUUAUAAAAUCUAGUCUGAGAACGAGAUUCACGAAAAUAAAUCCCAACGAAAUAGGAAGAAAUGAAGACUAUAUCGACGGUGAUGUGUAGUUGCGCGUUAUUGUUGGCAAUAGCUGCGAGUGAUAUUAGCGAACAAUGCAAGAUUCACGAAUUGACAACAGUCGAUUGCCAUUGCAUCGGAAACGAGGAAUUUUUCCUGCCGGAAGGUUACAACUAUGAAAACGUGACAAGCAUACAGAUCGCAUCCUGCAACAUCGCGAAUCUUCAUUUCUCCAGCUUAACGGAGGCGAGCCAAAUUACAGAAAUAAUCGUGCAAAAUAUCAGCGACCGUUUGAUCUUCGAACUGUUUCUAACAUCGAAAAAACUGAAGCAACUCAAACUAUCGAGAAUCGGACGAAUACCUUUAAUUACCCGCGACACGUUCGUCAGAUUGAACAGCAUCGAAACGAUUCGAAUCGAAGACACGCGAAUCGAUCAUUUCGCUGAACGAUUCACCGACAUAGCGAUUACCAAUUUUUCAAUGAUCAACGUUACUAUCGAGCGUAUCGAUCAGUUGAGCUUCUCAGCAAAGGGCGAGUCUCUGUACAUUAAGAACAGUAAAUUUCAAAAUGUCACUGGCUCGUUGAAUUUCGCUUACUUCUCCAGCGUGGAGAUUCUUCAUUCCAAGUUUCAAUUAGAGAAGCCGGGUUACAUAUUGAUCGAAGGUGACGUUGUCUAUAUGGAGAAUUGCGUUUUCUCCAACUCGAGCGCAAAUGUGGUUGCAGCGGAGAGUAUCUGGAUAAAUGGUACUUGCGCAGAUGGGAAGAGCUCUAUGAGACUCUCGUCAAACGUUAUUAAAAGCGUGAACAAUCGAUUGCCGACUGAGAUCAUUUACACGAAGAAUAAAGAUGAGUCGGAACGUUUUUUCAAUCGGAAUAACACAGUGUGUAUCGCCGGAAAUUGCAAAUGUCCGAAAAGCAGCGGUCAAAGUGCGCAUUUAAUGAAUUUCUUCCUUGCAUACGCUUUACAAUUUUUCGUACCAGUCGUUCUGUUAUCGAUAUUGUUUUAGUUUCGUAUUUAGUUUCGAAAUGAGACUUCCUCUGUUCUUUUCUUUCCCUUUUUCAUUGGAACCUUACAGGAAAUUCCGUCGUUUUUCACAUGACGUGUGUUUACGCGUAUCAACAUGAUUAAUAUUAUCAAUAUUCUUAGUAAUUUUAUUUAAUAUAUAUUACACAUUUCGAAAAAUAAAUACAGAUGCAUGUAAAACUUACAAGAUAUUUCAUUAAGAUUUUAUGAAAUAUUUAGGAAUUUAGAAUGAUGAUAAAUUAG